Molecule: messenger RNA, 363 nt
Organism: Diaporthe citri
Lineage: Eukaryota; Fungi; Ascomycota; Sordariomycetes; Diaporthales; Diaporthaceae
Exons: 3
Coding region: 1-363 (120 amino acids)
Source: RefSeq, a predicted model, not a curated record
AUGGCUUUGCUCAUAAGCCCCGUCCUCGCCCUACCACCUCGGUUCGACAGGACAGAGGACUGGUGCUGUUGCAACGACGGCUGCAGGACACACGACCUGUCACUGGUCACCACCUCUGUACCAGACGCGGUCCCAUCCACUGUCCGGGAAACUACUUCAAAACAGCCCACGGCUUGCUGCGGUGCCGAGUGCGGCAACAGGCUCUGCGGCAACCGGCUCAAUAGGUGCUGUCAAGCAAUCACCUCUGUUUCAGUUGCUGCGUCGACGUCAACAACUGCGACUGCGACUGCGACUGCGACUUCCGGCACAGGCGGCAUGGCCACUUUCGUCGGCUUCUUGAUCGAAUUCCUGAACGCAGUUUGA